AUGAAGCUAAAUCCAGAAAAAUUCACUUUUGGCAUGGCUUCAGAUCAAAGCUACCGAGAAAAUAACAAAUAUACUCAUGAGCAAAAAAGAAGUGCAGAGAUUAAUAGGAAGGAUAGCAGCCUUGUGGAGGUUUAUAUCAAAAUCGUCAGAGAGAGCUUUAAAUUCAUUUCAGUAUUGAAAAAGCAGAAUAAGUUUGAAUGGACUGAUGAAUGCCAACAAGACCUCAAGGACCUAAAAUCGUAUCUAUCAAAUCUACCUUUGCUAGCCAAACCAAAAGUCGGUGAAAGGCUUCUCAUUUAUCUCACUGUGUCAGAAGUAGCAGUAAGUGCGGUGUUGGUUCGAGAAGAUAAAGGAGCGGUUUUAGGAAUUGUUCCAAUUCCACCUUCAUGGGAAGUCAUAAGGCUUGGAACUGGCGCGAGAACUUGGUAUAGAGCAGAUGUGAUCAAAAGUGACUCGCAGUUGGUUGUUAACCAGAUGCAGGGGACUUACGUGGCAAGAGAAAUGCGAAUGCAACAGUACUUGGAAAAGAUACCCAGGGAAGAGAAUGCAGAAGUAGAUGCGUUGGCAAAUCUCGCGUUUGUCACGGAUGUAACAAAUGCAGAAAAUGCUAUCGUGAUACAUCUGUUUCAUUCAGCACUUGACCAAGACAAGAGUGAGAUUACAUCCGCACCUUACCACCCUACGGCCAACGGACAAGAUGAAUCAACAAAUAAAUUUAUUAUCAAUACCCUAAAGAAGAGAUUAGAAGAAUCAAAAGGCAAAUGGCCAAAAGUAUUACCUGGGGUGUUACGGGCUUAUCGAGCGACAGCAAAAUCAAGUACGGGUGAGACUCCAUUUUCACUUGUAUGUGGUGCAGAAGCUUUGAUUCCGGUAGAAAUAGGUGAACCAAGUACGAGAUACACACAUGCUACUGAGGAAGCAAAUGAGGAAGAGAUGCGAGUAAAUUUGGAUCUAUUAUUAGAAAGGAGGAAAGUGACAUUAAUUCGAUUGGCGGCUCAAAAACAGAUGAUUGAACAAUAUUACAAUAGGAUAGCUAAUUUCAGAUACUUCAAGAUUGGAGACUUCAUCCUCAAAAAGGUGUUCAGAUCGACAAAAACGGCCAAUGCAGGAAAGUUGAGUCCAAAUUGGGAAGGCCCUUAUAGGGUUCGAGGCAUCGCUGGAAAGGGAUCAUACGAGUUUGAAACCUCGGAUGGCAAGAUACUACCAUCAAACCGGAAUGUCGUUCAUUUGAAGAAGUAUUACUUCUAG
Messenger RNA from Nicotiana attenuata, 1248 nucleotides. RefSeq lists its product as uncharacterized. The record is from RefSeq and is a predicted model, not a curated record. Lineage: Eukaryota; Viridiplantae; Streptophyta; Magnoliopsida; Solanales; Solanaceae. Bases 1 to 1248 code for a protein of 415 amino acids. Gene Ontology annotation, molecular function: nucleic acid binding. The transcript is spliced from 6 exons.